This is a messenger RNA of Scylla paramamosain (green mud crab), 990 nucleotides long. Its product is annotated as 26S proteasome non-ATPase regulatory subunit 10-like. Gene Ontology annotation, molecular function: protein binding. The record is from RefSeq and is a predicted model, not a curated record. Lineage: Eukaryota; Metazoa; Arthropoda; Malacostraca; Decapoda; Portunidae. The coding region runs from base 1 to 990 and encodes 329 amino acids. The transcript has 4 exons.
AUGGAAGGAGACGAGGCAGGGGUGAGGUCAGCACUUGACAGGGGUGCCCGGCCCGAGGUCACCGUCCCCACUAAUGCUGGGGUGUCAUGGAGUCUGCUGACUGAGGCUGCCAGCAAGGGCCACGAGCACCUGCUGUCGCUCUUACUGCAGGCAGGGUUAAGCAUAGAAGGUGGAGGCACCACUGACAUAACACCGCUGAUGAUGGCUGCCCAGAAUGGCCACGCCCAUACAGUGAAGGCGCUGCUGGACCUCCGUGGUAACCCUCUGGCCAUGAAUAGUGACGGUGAGGCUGCACACACCCCGGUGCACCUCGCCAGUUAUCGUGGCCACGUGGAGGUACUGGAGCAGCUGGCAGGUGCUGGCUGGCCCCUCACCGCCAAGAACAGUGAUGGCGACACACCCAUGCACUUUGCUGCGGCCGGGGGUAGAGUGACAUGUGUGCAGUGGCUGGUGCAGCGAGGCGGUGACACAAGCAUACAAAAUAAUGCUGGACACACCCCGCUUGACAAGGCUGCCAGCAAGGGCCACGAGCACCUGCUGUCUCUCUUACUGCAGGCAGGGUUAAGCAUAGAAGGUGGAGGCACCGCUGACAGGACACCGCUGAUGAUGGCUGCCCAGAAUGGCCACGCCCAUACAGUGAAGGCGCUGCUGGACCUCCGUGGUAACCCUCUGGCCAUGGAUAGUGACGGUGAGGCUGCACACACCCCGGUGCACGUCGCCAGUUAUGGUGGCCACGUGGAGGUACUGGAGCAGCUGGCAGGUGCUGGCUGGCCCCUCACCACCAAGAACAGUGAUGGCGACACACCCAUGCACCUUGCUGCGGCCGGGGGUAGAGUGACAUGUGUGCAGUGGCUGGUGCAGCGAGGCGGUGACACAAGCAUACAAAAUAAUGCUGGACACACCCCGCUUGACAAGGUAGGCAGUGGGGAGGGGCAGGAGGGUGGACGUAUGCAAACUGUCUUACGAUCUGGUUCAAAGUUUAACAGAUAG